This is a messenger RNA of Eutrema salsugineum, 3227 nucleotides long. Its product is annotated as katanin p80 WD40 repeat-containing subunit B1 homolog. The transcript has 19 exons. Gene Ontology annotation, biological process: microtubule depolymerization; microtubule severing. Gene Ontology annotation, molecular function: microtubule binding. Gene Ontology annotation, cellular component: katanin complex. Bases 383 to 2905 code for a protein of 840 amino acids. Lineage: Eukaryota; Viridiplantae; Streptophyta; Magnoliopsida; Brassicales; Brassicaceae. The record is from RefSeq and is a predicted model, not a curated record.
UUCACAGGUCACAGCUCUCUCUCUUCUUCUUCUCUUUCACUUCGCCAUUAGAGAAAGAAAAACACUUUGAGAUAUCUAUGACCCAUCCAACAACUCCCCUUUUAGCCAGAUUUUUUAUCGUCUUCGUAAAGGAAACACCGGCGUUUAUUGCAAGAUACUGUUCUUAAAGCUGCAUUCUUUUCCAAUCAAUCUCAACUCCCCAAAAUUUGGUUUCGGAGUUGAGAUUGGAGCUGAAGCGUAGAGUUUUCUAUUUCGAUUACGGUGGGUCAGCCGUUGAGAAGCGGAGAUCUUUAGGUGCUUUAAAGUUCCGAGAUUUUUGGGAUUUUGCCUGUUCGAGAGUGGAAUUUUGAAUGCUCGCCGAUGUAAGGUUUUCGUUUCCGACAUGACCACCAAGCGCGCCUACAAGCUACAGGAAUUUGUGGCACAUUCUGCUGCUGUAAAUUGUCUUAAGAUCGGGAGGAAGUCCUCGAGGAAACUCUUAACAGGCGGGGAAGAUCACACGGUCAACCUAUGGGCUAUUGGUAAGCCCAAUGCCAUUUUGAGCUUGCAUGGGCACACGAGCGGGAUUGAUUCAGUAACGUUUGAUGCUACGGAAGGUUUAGUAGCAGCAGGAGCUGCUAGUGGGACGAUCAAACUUUGGGAUCUGGAGGAGGCAAAGAUUGUGAGGACUCUCACUGGUCACAGGUCGAAUUGCAUAUCAGUGAAUUUUCACCCGUUUGGUGAGUUUUUUGCUUCUGGUUCUCUCGACACAAAUCUUAAGAUAUGGGACAUAAGAAAGAAGGGCUGCAUCCAUACUUACAAGGGUCACACUCGAGGUGUCAAUGUACUCAGAUUCACCCCAGAUGGUCGUUGGGUUGUAUCUGGAGGAGAAGACAACGUUGUCAAGGUGUGGGAUUUGACAGCUGGAAAAUUGUUGCAUGAGUUUAAGAGUCAUGAAGGGCAAAUUCAGAGUUUAGAUUUUCAUCCCCAUGAAUUUCUGCUGGCAACAGGUUCAGCUGAUAAGACAGUAAAAUUCUGGGACCUUGAAACAUUCGAGCUUAUUGGUUCUGGUGGAACUGAGACUACUGGGGUUCGUUGCCUGACCUUCAAUCCAGACGGAAAGAGUGUGCUUUGUGGAUUGCAUGAAAGUCUCAAAAUUUUCUCUUGGGAGCCAAUAAGAUGUCAUGAUGGAUUGGAUGUUGGAUGGUCAAACUUGUCGGAUAUGAAUGUUCACGAGGGAAAGCUUCUCGGUUGCUCAUACAAUCAAAAUUGUGUAGGCGUGUGGGUUGUGGACCUCUCGCGCACUGAGCCUAAGAGUGGAGGAGCCACUCGGUCAAAGUUUCAUUCAGAAAAAAAUUCGGGCUCAAACAGGGAUCCAGCAGUUCUAAAUGAUAACAGCUCAAAGGUUAUUCUCGGAAAGUUGCCUGGUUCCCAGAAGGUGGAUCCUUUAUUGAAGGAAACAAAGUCUCUUGGAAGAUUAUCAGUUUCUCAAAACUCGGAUCCUCUGCCAAAGGAAACAAAGUCUACUGGAAGGUCAUCAGUAUCUCAAAGUUCAGAUGCUUUGGUAAAGGAACCAAAGCCUCUCGGAAGGUUGUCAGUUACUCAUAGCUCAGAUACACCUAAAGAGUCAAGAACCUUAUCAUCCACAGGAAGUAUAUCAGACUCUCCUCAUAGGGUCACUUUAACCAGUGCUCCAAAAGUUGCUUCCGCUGUUACGGUUGUUCCCACUUCUACAGCCUCAAAGAGGAAUCUUACAAAAGCUAACUCAAAGUCUAAUCCUCAAGUAGUCAAUAAAGGGGAUAUUUUUCCAGUAAUAGUCCCCAGAACGGACCCAAUAAUUGAGCAGGUAGCUGAAUCCAGAGCAGAACUUGACAUUAUUGGAAGAACUAUGCCAUAUUCACUGCAGUCAAAAGCGGCUGAUUCUCGAAGGCUGUCGAGCAGCAGAAAUGAGCCAGAUGUACCAACUGGUUCGAUUCUUGAAAGGUCUCAGUCUCAGCCUACAGAACCAAGCAAUUUACUGGAUGGAGAUACAUUUCCUAGUGACGAAGGUGGCACAUGGGAUACAGCUGAGAGAAAAAAUAGAGAAAGCAGAUACAGGGGAUUUGGAAGGUUUAAUUCAAGAUCUCUGGUGAGAUCGCCUCCAAGAAAUCACGACGAAAACUGUAAGUCUGACUUUAAUAAUUGUAAUGCAAAUAGAGAUUCAAGUCCUACUGAAAGUCGAAGAGGAGGAAGACUGCAUUCCCUCGUUUUAAAUAGAGAAAGAAGAGGAAGAUUAUCCAGCUCUGAGAGUCCUGUUUCAAGUUUUUCUGGUGGAAAUAUGACUGCACCAAACAUUCGCCCUUCCAUUACGCUCAAGCAGAGAGGAAGCCAUGUGCCAGUUGAUCAAGGAAUCACCUCUGCCAGUGAAGAAGAGAUAGUUGCAGACAUAAUGGGACAGCACGAUCAAUUUGCCAGUUCUAUGCAUUCUCGCUUGGCUAAGUUACAGGUAGUCCGAAGAUAUUGGGAAAGAAACGAUAUUAAAAACACGAUAAGUUCAAUAGAGAAGAUGGCUGAUAAUGCUGUCGUUGCGGAUGUAGUGGUUAUAGUAACCGAGAGAAGUGAGAUAUUAACACUGGAUACUUGUAACUCUCUUCUUCCACUGUUGACAGCUCUACUAGGUAGCGACAUUGAUAGACAUUUGAGUGUCUGUCUGGAUCUGCUGCUUAAGCUGGUAAGAAUGUAUGGAUCACAAAUUUACUCAUCACUGUCUGCUCCAUCAUCUGUUGGUGUAGAUAUUGAGGCUGAGCAAAGGAUGGAGCGGUACAGUCGUUGCUUUGUUGAACUUGAGAAAAUCAAGGCUUGCCUUCCCUCUCUAGCACGACGAGGAGGAUUAGUGGCGAAGACUAUUCAUGAGCUCAACUUAACAUUCCAAGAAGUUUCAUCGUGAUGACUCCGUACGUUUUGAAUGUGGAUUGGGUCCCAAUUUGGAGUUUAACAAGACAAAAGCUAAUUCUACCAAGCUAACCAAAAGAGUCUACAGAGGACUAACUAACCCUCGAGCAUUGCGUCUAGCCACUGCUCGGGCCGCGAACCGUUUGCUUGCGGAAGCAAAUAUCUGCGGUACUGUCUCGGGUUCAAGCUAACUCGGAGUGUAAAUCGCCAUUUCGGCUGUUGUAUUGAUUUAGUUUUUUUUUGUUCUCCUUAAAACUGUUUAGCUACAUGAUCUUUGUGGACAAAAGAGAAGCCUAUUUAUAACAAAACUGUUUUCA